Molecule: messenger RNA, 2985 nt
Organism: Colletotrichum lupini
Lineage: Eukaryota; Fungi; Ascomycota; Sordariomycetes; Glomerellales; Glomerellaceae
Exons: 5
Coding region: 1-2985 (994 amino acids)
Biological process (GO): peptidyl-threonine phosphorylation; peptidyl-serine phosphorylation
Molecular function (GO): protein serine/threonine kinase activity; ATP binding
Source: RefSeq, a predicted model, not a curated record
AUGGCGUCGAGUUCCGACGAGGGCGAGAUCAUGGAGAAUGACGCCGUGGAUUUGAAGGCAACUUCACUGCCGAAGAAGUUUGAAGGAAACGGUGUUGACCGUCAAGACAGAACUCGAGAUAGACGCUCGGCCUCCAACUCCCCCGAGUACGACAGUUCCGCCAGAAACAACUACCACUUUUCGAGACGCAGCCGUUCCCCCCCGCCGCCCCGCGGCUUUAAGCGCGCCCGUGACGAGCGUGACUACGCUGGUGGAGGACGACAGGAAACCCGCCGCUUCCGCGUGCAUUACGAAGACGGCGCAAGGGAUGACUACCGCCGCUCACGCGUAUCGUACGAAGACCUAGACCGCCCGCCGUCCCGCGGCUCGAACACCAGCUACGACGGUCGCGACAGGAACCGCAGCCGCGAGAGAGACGCAUACAGAGACAGGGACAGGGAGCGCGAUCGCGAGAGGGACCGAUACCCGGAUAAGAGACAGCGUAACCGUACCAGGUCGCCCUACCGGCCCCCGCGCGGUGAGCGAGGAGGUCGCGAUGAUCACUACGCCAGAGACGGCGGGCGCGAUCGUCUCACCGAUUCGUUCCGCGGCUUAAAGUACGAUGACAACAGGGACCGAAACGCCCGAAACGGAGGCGCGGCGCCGAACGGGGUCGCUGUAGGAAUGGAUUCGCGCGCUUCCAGACAAGAUGCUAAACCUGUGAAAGACUCUGCAGACCGUGAAAAUUCUGCGGCUUCUCGCUCUCGGGGCCAGGCGUCCGUCUCCCCUCCUCCCUCCAAGAGGACUCGGUUCCUGCUAACGCCCGACGAUAGCGCUCCGCAGGUGGUGGAACCUGAUCAUAGCUACGAUGAGCCCGAGGAGCCGAUGGUCAUUGACGAGGAAGCUGAGAUCGAACGCAGGCGACGACGCCGUGAUGAGCUACUCGCAAAGUCUAGUUCAGCUACUCCACUGCUUAUUCACGCAUUGCAUGCGACUGACAAGUCGGCGAUUCCAUCACCAGCCCGGGAAAGCACUCCAACAGCGGAUAUUGGUACCCCAGGCACAGGUAAGAAUCUUGUCCUCCAGAGUUUGACAGAGGCUAAGUUUGCAGACAUUGCCUCACCAGCCCGAGACGGGAGUUCGCCUGGCGCUAUUGACAUUGUGAAUGAGAGUGACCUCAUGAACACUCAUGGCGGUGGCGACGCAAUGGAAGAGGACGGCCCCUCAGCUGCAGAUUACGAUCCCACGGCCGACAUGAAGGAGGACGAGAGGCGCGAUGAACUGCGACACGGCAACGUGGGCGUUCAUGGCGAAGCUCCUGACACAAAGCACGAGACGCAGCCACAGGAUCAACCUCAGGAAGCCCCCGCGAAGAAGUCAUCAGAAGACGACGACGACGAUGACGAUUUCGACAUGUUUGCUGAAGACUUCGAUGAUGAAAAGUACGCCGCACCUAACCCUGUCAAGGUAGCUGUGGUGGACGAGUCCAAGGCCUCACCCGCUCUUGCGCCGACAAACGGAGCCAUUCUCGAGGGCGACGACAAGGACGGUUAUUACAAGCUUCGCAUUGGCGAGAUCCUCAACGGCCGUUAUCAGGUCCAGUCGGCUUUGGGCAAGGGUAUGUUUUCCGGCGUUGCGCGGGCCGUCGACAUUACGAACAAGAAACUGGUCGCUGUCAAGAUUAUGAGAAACAACGAUGCGCUGAGGAAGGGAGGUUUCACCGAGAUUGCCAUUCUGCAAAAGCUCAACGACGCCGAUCCAGAAAAUCGCAAGCACAUUGUCAAGUUUGAACGGCAUUUCGACCACAAGGGCCACCUGUGCAUGGCGUUUGAGAACCUGAGUCUUAACCUGCGCGAAGUGCUCAAGAAAUUCGGCAACAAUGUCGGUAUCAACUUGAGUGCUACGCGAGCAUACGCCCAUCAAAUCUUCAUUGGCCUUGCUCACAUGCGCAAAUGCAGUGUCAUCCAUGCAGAUUUGAAGCCUGACAAUAUCUUAGUCAACGAGAGCCGAAAUGUGCUCAAAAUCUGUGACUUGGGAACCGGCAUCGACAAGUCUGAUGCAGCCACAGCGCACAACGAGAUCACCCCGUACCUAGUCAGUCGCUUCUACAGAGCACCAGAGAUCAUUCUCGGUAUGCCCUACGAUUACUCCAUCGACAUGUGGUCCAUCGGUGCCACCUUGUACGAGCUGUACACGGGCAAAAUCCUCUUCGCGGGCGACAGCAACAAUCAGAUGCUCAAGGCCAUCAUGGAGAUCCGUGGCAAGAUCACGCCAAAGCUCUACAAACGGGGUCAACUCUCGGCGAUGCACUUUGAUGAAAUGGGCAACUUUGUCAGCAUGGAGCGGGACAAGGCGCUUGGAAAGAGUUGCUAUUUUGGCCGACGGGGUCCCGAGAUGGGUCUAGUGGAGGCGGAGUGCGGCUCUAUGCGGGCCGUCCGUCAGUCAAGGCCGAGCGCGUGCCCCGGAACGCUCGCGUCGCGAUGCCGCCCAGCUGACGGGCUGGUCGUCGUCGACAUUGGACCAGUCACGAUACUGUUGGAAGCAAACACUCCGGACUGUUCGGACUCGCAUGACUUGCUGGGGUGGAAUGGUAUCCCAGUAUGGAAGGCCCGCGAACGAAUCCUCCCAUCUUCGGAGGAUGAGCUGUCUCAGGGACUGUUUGUCACGGCCGCAUCAUCUCAACUUCGCUCCAUAUCUAGUUUCCCCUACAUACCCCUGUUUUUUUGCCUCUCCGCCACCCCUUGUGUCCUGCACAAAGGGUCCAACGUGUCGGGUCGAUUUACAACCGCCAGGGUCCUGCCCGUCGUCAAACCAACGCGUGAUCUGCGCACCCGCCUCUUUGCCGCGUCAGCGGGUAUGAACGACGCCGAGACGAGGGACCUGAACCAUUUUGUCGACCUGCUCGAGCACUGCUUGACGCUUAACCCGGAGAAGAGGAUCAAGCCCGCCGACGCGCUGAAGCAUCCCUUCUUUACUGCGAAGGCCGCGGCGCCUGUGAAGAGAUGA